UGGGCGGUAAUGGGUUGCAACAAACAAUGAAAGGAACUAUCCGAACGAUACGGCCUAACACAAACACAAUUCAGUCUAUUGUCAUCGUCCAAACAAUCAGCAUGUUGUUCGCAAUUCUCCUGGUGGCCUUUUUCAUUUACCUGUUUCAGAAGUGGACCUACACCCACUGGAAACGCCGCGGAAUUCCCCAGCUGUGUCCUCGGUUCCCACUUGGGGAAGUAGCCGACACAAUCCGUCAACGAACAUCCUACUCGAAUCGCGUCGCCGAACUCCACCAUCAAGCCGUCCGCGAUGGCCACCGCUUCGUUGGAAUAUACACCCUCUGUCAGCCGGUUCUGCUGGUCACGGACGUUAAUCUGGUCAGGCGCAUCCUCACCGUGGAUUUUGAGUACUUUGCCGAUCGCGGAGCGCACAUAAACGAAACACGAAAUCCGUUGAGUGGCCACCUGAUCUAUCUGACCGGCGACAAGUGGCGGCAGAUGCGACAGAAACUGAGCCCGGCUUUUAGCACGGCUAAGCUCAACGAGUUGUUCCCGACGAUGAUGACCUGCGGUCGGACGCUUACGGCGGUGAUCGAUAAGAUCAGAGGUCGAUCGGUACCGCUGCACGAUCUGAUGGCCCGAUUCACCGUGGACGUGCUCGCUUCGAUUGGGUUCGGCGUGGAGUGCAACAGUAUGUGGAAUCCGGACGAACCGUUUCGACAGAUGGGGGCUAGGUCGUUCUUGAAGAGUUGGAAGACUUCGCUGCGGAUGUUGUUGGCAUUCGUGGCACCGAGAUUUUUGCAGUUGAAGCUGAUCGACGGCGACGUCGAAGAAUAUAUGCGGUGCUUGGUGAGGGAUGCGAUCGCUCGUAGGGAAGCCGGCGAAGUGAGGAGGGAUUUCAUGCAGAUGUUGGUGCAGUUAAGGAAUCAGGUGCAACUGGAAGAUGGCGGCAGUUGGGAAAUGAGCAAUGUUGAUCAGAACAAAGCGUUCACCGUGGAGGAGAUGGCUGCGCAGUCGUUUGUGUUUCUGAAUGGUGGGUAUGACACCAUCUCGUCAACGUUAACAUUUUGCAUGUUUGAACUGUGCCGUAAUGAGAGUCUCUUGAGAAGAAUACACGAGGAAAUCGUCGGAGUGUUGGCAGAUGACAGAGCGCUCUGCUAUGAAGCACUGGAAGAGAUGACAUUCCUGGAGAGCUGCAUCGAUGAAACCUUGAGGAAGUAUCCGAUCUCCCCCGUGCUGUUCAGAGUUUGCACGAAGGCUUACCAAAUCCCUGACUCGGAUGUUGUGGUGGAGAAAGGAACUUUGGUGCAGAUCUCGCUUGUUGGGCUACAGCGUGACCCGAGAUACUACGAGGACCCAUUGAAGUUCGACCCAGAACGUUAUGGCGAGCGAAGAGCGGAAACGAUGCCUCACUUCAGUUUUGGAGAUGGUCCGAGGGUCUGUCCAGGUCAACAAAUGAGCAAGGCUAUGAUCAAAAUGGCCCUGGUGCAGAUGCUGGCCGAUCAUGAUUGUAGGCUGGAGGCUCCGGCGACGAUGAUCGGUGAACUUGAACUGGACCCGUCACUGCUGACGCUUCAGCCAAAAAAGGACGUCCUUGUGGUUCCCUUUCGGCGAGUUGUAAUAAAUAUUCCUGUGUUAGAGGAUAUAAUAGAACAGCAACAGAAUCAACAAAAUCAAAAUAAUUGAAACAAUAAAAAUACGCUGCCUAACAAAUCGUGACACGAGGCUGUAAA
Aedes albopictus (Asian tiger mosquito) is the source of this 1714-nucleotide messenger RNA. Its product is annotated as probable cytochrome P450 6a14. Gene Ontology annotation, molecular function: heme binding; iron ion binding; monooxygenase activity. The record is from RefSeq and is a predicted model, not a curated record. The transcript has 2 exons. Lineage: Eukaryota; Metazoa; Arthropoda; Insecta; Diptera; Culicidae. The coding region runs from base 27 to 1667 and encodes 546 amino acids.